AGCUGCGUAAAUUGCGUAUCUAUCUUGUAGUUUCAAUGAUCACAGGAAACGACAGAUUCUGUCAUUUGUUUAGCUUGGUAGGUAAUGUGAACCCAAUAUUGUCGUUCCUUCUCUGAACGCAAUAACUAGUUGGGUUAUUUUUGUUAUGUUAGCUAGUUAUUUCUCCAUUAUGAAACGGCAAGCGGAAAAUAGCGGCUGCUAACGUUAGCUGUGAAGACAACGCCUGUGCCAGUCGGUGCGCAGUGGGGGAUUGUGGGUGUGCUGUGCUCUCCAUAGGUAAACAUGUGGUGGUUCCAGCAGGGCCUGUGUGUGUUGCCUGUGGCCCUGGUCACUUGGACCUCAGCCACUUUUGUCUUCGCCUACAUUACAGCGGUGCUGCUCAGACACGUGGACCCACUGGUCCCCUACAUCAGUGACACUGGAACAAUGCCGCCUGAGCGGUGUGUCUUUGGGAUCAUGCUCGACAUAUCCUCUUUCUUAGGAAUUGCAACCACGUACGUACGGUACAAGCAGGUUCAAGCCCUGACAGCCCAGGAUGACACCGGACUUCAUCGGCUCAACAUCCUCGGCCUGAUUCUGGGCUGCAUGAGCUCCCUUGGGAUGUGUGUUGUGGCUAACUUCCAGAAAACCACCCUGUUCUCCGUGCACAUGGUCGGGGCGGUGCUCACCCUUGGCGUGGGGGCGGUAUACAUUCUGGUGCAGACGCUGGUGUCCUACCGCAUGCAGCCUCACGUCCACGGGAAGGGCAUCUUCUGGGCACGGCUGGGGGUGGGGCUCUGGAGCUCCGUCAGCGUUGUCAGCAUGUUCGUGUCCUCCGUGAUCAUGUACAGCAGUCUGCCCGGGGUGGACGUGGAGAAGAAGCUGCACUGGAUCCCAGGAGAAACCGGCUACACUGCCCAUAUCAUCAGCACCAUAUCGGAGUGGUCCCUGGCCCUCUCCUUCGUCAGCUUCUUCCUGACCUACAUUCGUGACUUUCAGAAAAUAACGCUGCGAGCGGAGGCGAGCUUGCAGAGCAACCACUUGUACGACUCUCCACACUACAACGUGAGACUGCCUGUGAGCCAUGGAGAAAUUUCUCCACUCCUGGGUGGCAGCACCUGACCAGCGCGCCCUCUGCUGGCAUGGAAGUUCAGUUGCCGUUUCCCUGACCAUGGCAACACUUAAUCAUGCUGCACACAAAACGGACACCUUCCUGACUACAUCAAGGAAGAGGACGUCAGUAGAGAAGUUCUCCUGCACCGGGCCUAUGCUGUCCAAUUUGGACAGAAAAUGGAAAUGUCCCACAACAGGGAGCUGUAUUUACAGUGAAUGUGCACUGUAGCCGCACAGACCUUUCACUGAAGAUCUUUUCACUCAUAAUAAUGCAAUGUACAGUUGGUGAUUAACUGUAAUUAAUCUCAGAUUCCUUAAAUCACAGCCACUAAUUUCUGUAAUAAUUACUCAAUAUUCAGCAAACAACUGACAAAUCAGUAACCGUUCAUUUGUGAAUGGAAUAUGACCAGAAGUAGAUUUCUAGGGUUGACAGGCAUUAUAUGACAGGCAUUAUAUGUAUGAUUCAUAUUCCAAUAAUAACUCAAAAUGGAUUGGAAAAUGUCAUAUAAUCAUUAGCUUCAGUUUCACUGGUACCAGAUGACUGCUAGAGCGCCGCAGAUUAAUGUUUUAGGCAUUACCUUGCAAGCCCACCAUCUCCAGACAAACCAGCAUUUAGUACUUUUUACAGAAUUGGAUAUUUACUUGCUUACUAGCUUCAUGAAAUCAGUCCUUGUGACCAGAUCUGGGUCUAGGCCUAGGCAACAUAAAUGAUUGCCUAAGGUCUGCUAAUUGCAAAGCCCCCUGUGUGCCCGUGUAGGAUAGAACUCAAGAGGAUCUCCAAUAGUUUAGAACCGGGCCUGUUCGUGACCCUUUAAAAUGCCCCUGCAGCAGUGGUAGAUGUGACAUGAGCAUCUGGGGGGGAGACCGCUUUGUGUUCCAGUGCGUUGAGCUACUUCUGCUUAAAUAAAUACAGCGACGAUAUUGGAUGAUGAAAGAAAGUGAAAUGUAACAAUUCUGAGAAUUCAAGCUGGGAAUUGUGAGAAUCCCGAGGGGUCUCUGAGUGACAGUGGCAUCUUUUAAAUAACACAGGAAAAACCUUCCUGAUAUAGUAACUGAAUAUGAAUACAUUGUGCUUUAACCAAUUUCAGAACUGCUGUUUAUCUACAGAUAUUAUUCAUAGCAACAUUUAAUCAAAGUACAUUUUUGUUACCUAUAGUCCUUUUGGCUUGUCAUGCUUACUUGCAGGGCUCGUGACAGUAACUACCUAUUUAAGUUUGUUGGGCAGGAUAAGAAUAUGUUGUUACUCUAGGGUGCCUAAAGUGUGCAGAGGCACAGAACUGUAUGGCUGUUCGGUUGUCAUGAAACUGCAAGUGUCUUAAAAUUGAUAAUCAAUGAUUACGUUUAGGUUAUACAUUUUGAAGGAUUGAUCAAAAGCGUCUUUAAUAUGAGUGAUUGAAUGAUUCGAAUGAAUACGUUGAGUAGAAGUGUUAUGCAAAGAAAUGUAUAAUUUUUCUAUACUUUUUGUAUUGAACCUAAUGCUGUGGACCUAAAUGUAGCCCAGUACACUGAGGGGGAAAAGACUCCACGGGAUUUGUUGAGUAGAAUUGAACAUCUGCCAAUGCAGCAAGUCCUGACUUGCUUUGCCCCAGUGGGGCAGUCUAACCCUCUGGUUCCUGCCUACAUUAUUUGUAUGAAAUGAGAAAAGGAUGGCUUUGUUCUCCAUGCUUGUUGCCUGGAGCUUCUAAAUGGAUAGCUGCAUUCUGUUAACGUUUACCAGUGCUGCUCCAUGUUAACUGUAUCGAAGGGAAGAUCACAACCAGCAAAACCUUUUAUUUUAUUUUUUUGCUCAAACAAAACCUUUCAGUGGUGCUGCCUGAGAAUCUCACACCCUGAUACAUGGGUCUUUAGGCACAGCAGGCUGAAGAGUAUUACUGGUUAUGGAAGCUGUCCAUUUGGAAUACAUGUACAAAUGCCAUUAAUGUUAAAAAAUGCACUUGGGUUAGCAGAGAUGCUCAUUUACUGAAAUCUGGCUGUUGCCAAAUGAUCGUUUCUGUUCCUGACCAAUCAUGAAGCUUAAUUCUGGGUGUGGAUUCAUUAGGCACUGACAAAGAUUUUUCAUACCUGUACGUGUACAGAAAAAUGAGUUCAGAGCUGUGCUAUUGUUUGAUUUAAUAACAGCUGAAGUUUUGCAGUUUUUCUGUUUUUUUUUUUAUGUAGAAAUGAGGGACAUGUAUUGCUAUUUUUCAACUGACACAAACUCUAGGUCACAGGGAUGAUGUCACCACUAUGAAAAAAUGUUGAUAAACUUUCUCAAACAGUGCCAUUGUGUCAAAUUAUAACUCAAGAGCAAACCAGCUUCUAAUCCAAAUUCAGCAUUGUUUUAACUGUCAAUUUCCUUCACUUAGAUUGAGUACUUUACAGUAGUUUAAAAAUGAACUCUGGAAUGUUUAUCUUUCAAGCGUUGUUAAACUUACUGUGCUAUAAGACAUUUUCAAAUAAUAAAAACACUAAGAUACAUUUC
Messenger RNA from Conger conger (European conger), 3553 nucleotides. RefSeq names its product DNA damage-regulated autophagy modulator protein 2-like. Gene Ontology annotation, biological process: regulation of autophagy; photoreceptor cell maintenance. The coding region runs from base 283 to 1101 and encodes 272 amino acids. The record is from RefSeq and is a predicted model, not a curated record. The transcript has 8 exons. Gene Ontology annotation, cellular component: lysosome. Lineage: Eukaryota; Metazoa; Chordata; Actinopteri; Anguilliformes; Congridae.